AGACACCCUUCUCCUCUCCGCACCCAACAGCCGCGACUCUCCUAAACCUUGGCCUCCGAUCAUGGAUGGACAUGAUACAGAUGACCCGAAACAAAGCACUGCUGAUAUGACAGCUUUUGUACAAAAUCUUCUCCAGCAGAUGCAAGUGAGGUUCCAGACAAUGUCAGACUCUAUCGUCUCGAAGAUUGAUGAGAUGGGCAACAGGAUCGAUGAGUUAGAGAACAGCAUCAACGAUCUCAGAGCUGAAAUGGGAGUGGAUGGCUCGCCAUCUCCUUCAGCCCCUUCGAAGCCCAAGGUAGAUACCAAGUCAGGGGAUGAUUCAGCCAAGGAGUAGCUUUGGCAUGUGACCUUGAUGUGUUACUUAAAUCACUAGAGUAUCUGUUGAGUGCCUGAUUCCGAGUAUUCCUCUUGCUGUUUUCAUUUGAAAUUCAAACCAUAUGCUACAUAUUGUAUUUCGAAGCAGAUCAGUGCUUGCUGGAUUUGUACACGAGCCGAAUUUGAUUCUCAUUUUCUGGGAAAAAGGUAGGAUAUUUCAGCAUUACUAUUGAUCAGAAUUCCAUGACAGACAUUGGUAGUUCACGCUUGAAUGAAUUGAAUCUCAGUUUUGAUUUUGGUUU
Molecule: messenger RNA, 617 nt
Organism: Fragaria vesca subsp. vesca
Lineage: Eukaryota; Viridiplantae; Streptophyta; Magnoliopsida; Rosales; Rosaceae
Product: heat shock factor-binding protein 1-like
Exons: 5
Coding region: 62-334 (90 amino acids)
Biological process (GO): cellular heat acclimation
Cellular component (GO): cytosol; nucleus
Molecular function (GO): transcription corepressor activity
Source: RefSeq, a predicted model, not a curated record